AAAAUGCCCCUUUGAAAACAUGUCAUAAACACACAAGUUGACCCUGGGCCUCCUACUCGGAUAUUGGCACAGCAGUCAGCAGUGACAGCACAAGAACGUUGCCCGUCCUUGUCUUCUUACACAUACAAUCCUGCCACUGGUAGCCCCGGACUCCCUCGGGAACCCCGAACCACUCCACACGGACCCUACCCUGCAUAUAUACCACUCGGCAAACAUGAGUGCAGCCGACGCCUUUCACACGAUCCAAGCUCCCGACCCGGAUGUGGUCCAUAUCCAGGUCUCUCGCAGCAUUGGGUCAUGGGCUUUUGACCGUGCGCAGUUCGUCGCCUGGGCCGCUCUCGGGGCCAUCAUCAUCAACUACGUUGUGCAGGUGUCACGCUUUCACUCGAUCCAGCGGACUGCCAGUAAAGAAGAGCCCCAAACCCCUCCACGAUACCCAUCGUUGAUACCAUGGCUUGGACAUGCGCUGCCCUUUGCCUUUGACAAUAUGCGCUUUAUGGAUCGCGUUGCGUCCUACAAACAAAAGUUCACAUCAUGCCUGGUCACAAUCUGCGGCAUAGACCUCUACAUCCUGCAAGAUUCGGAUACCGUGGCCCAUAUGCGCCACGAGUCCUCCGUGGGACAUGUUGUUCAGGUCUACACCUAUACCAUGAAAUGGUUCUUCGGCCUCUCAGACGUUGGUGUGAAGGCUUACCUGCGUGACGAGACCGGGCCGGACCGGAAGCCGCAUCCGAAUAGUGACCCCAGCUUCCCAGCACACAACCGCAUAUACAACAUCACCUACCAGGGUUUCCUAACUGGGCUCUCGGGACCGAAUCUCGCCCACGCCACGCAGCGAUUCACCCAACUGAUCACUUCCAACCUAGAAAAGCAGUCUCUCUCCCGAGAGUGGACCACCCACGAUGACCUGGGCUACUUCUUUCAGGAGCUCGUGAGCAAGUCCAUCCUCGAGGCGCUCUUUGGUCCGGCCUUCCUCAAGCUCAACCCCACCUUCAAUGAUGACCUGUGGGCCUUUGACCGGGACAUCCCCUGGCUCGCCAGGUGCUUGCCCUCCUUCAUCCUCCCCGGAGCUUAUCGCCGCCGCGCCAGCGUCGCAGCUCAGGUCAAGCGGUGGCACCAGAACGCAAGAGAGAACUUUACCGAGUCGAGCAUCGGUGCCGACGGCGAUGCCGAUCCCUAUUGGGGUUCCGAGCUCAUGCGCCAUCGUCAUAAGAAGCUCCCAGCCGUGGACGGCUUUGACGACGACUGCAUGGUGGCAGCUGACCUUGGGUUUAUCUGGGCCUCCGUUUCCAACGCCACGCCGACCGCGAGUUGGGUCACAGCACACCUGUUUGAGGACGAGAGCCUGCGGGACCGGGCCCGCGCCGACGUUGCCAGGCUCGGGACCCUGGACCCCAAGACACUCAGCCAGUCGUCGCCCGUGCUCAGCUCCGUCUUCGCCGAGACGCUCCGGCUCCACAGCACCAUGUACUCGAUGCUCACGGCGCGGGGCGCCGACGCCAAGCUGGGCAAGUGGCGCCUGCCGCAGGGCCAGAUCGGCGUGGUCAACACCGGCCUGAGCCACAUGGACGAGGAGGUCUGGAACACGCGCGACGGGAAGCACCCGCUCGCCAGCUUCUGGGCCGAUCGCUUCCUCGUCUAUCCCGACGACCCCACCAGCGGACCUCUCAACCAGAACAGGCGUCGCUACGCUACUAGUCCGGCGGCUAAGCCCAAGACGGAAGAGGGCCAGGAAUAUGCGAGCAGCGUUGCUGCUGAUGCCGGUGGCCCGACCUUCUCACUCGACGGUCUGGAGGGCGCGUGGAUCCCUUACGGAGCUGGGAGACACGCUUGUCCGGGUAGGGUCAUGUCCAAGCAGAUGGUCAUUUACACAUGUGCCCUCAUGGUGAGCCAGUUCGACAUUGAGCUCAUCGACGGUCCCGUGCCUGUGGAAAAGGACAGCUGGAGUUUUGGAUUUAACGUGGCAGUGCCAAUGAAAAAGAUCCCCUUUAGAAUUAGGAGGCGGGCUUAGAGAGGGCGAGGAUGCGAGGACCAUGGCUUUUAUUCAUGUAAAUAUUUUAUUUUGUCGGGACCGCUUCGCCGGUGUCUGACUCGGAUCGUAUGUGUGGGAUUUGGCUGUACAUUCAGCACUGUUGGCAUACGCUGCCUAUACUAUCCACGUUUGAAUACACUCUACCUUCGCC
This is a messenger RNA of Chaetomium fimeti, 2183 nucleotides long. Its product is annotated as cytochrome P450. Gene Ontology annotation, molecular function: steroid hydroxylase activity; heme binding; oxidoreductase activity, acting on paired donors, with incorporation or reduction of molecular oxygen. The transcript is spliced from 4 exons. The coding region runs from base 215 to 2011 and encodes 598 amino acids. Lineage: Eukaryota; Fungi; Ascomycota; Sordariomycetes; Sordariales; Chaetomiaceae. The record is from RefSeq and is a predicted model, not a curated record.